CCUCUCCCCUGCCCCUUCCGCAGGUGGAGGUGGAGCUGUAACAUGGCGCUUGAUAAGUCUUUAUCUUCCCUCGGGUAGUUUUCUGCUAGCCAGUCUUUCAAGACUCGUCUUUGUUCCGAAUGAAGUGUCGCCGUUCGAUGAGUAGCGUUGUAGUGAAGUAGGCUGUGACAAUGAAUUCCCCAAAAUAUGGGGACCGAACUGCCAUUCUCAAGCGGAACAGACCGAUUUGGCAAUCAAAGGAUGGUCAAGACCAGAUCGAUGCUGUUGAAUCGGACGUGUCGUCUCAGGCUCAAAUUUUAGACCGAGUAAAAUCUGAUAGAGUAGCUGUUACACAACCAGAAGAGGAUCGACGACGAAGAACAAUCAUUGUUGAAAAAACGAGUGGUACCUAUGGUUUCACACUGCAGAGCUAUGGUAUCCAUUACAAAAAGGAGCAGGAAAUUGAAAUGAUAACUUACGUGGAUUUUGUUGAUUACGAUGGACCAGCCUAUCGAGCUGGAAUGAGAGAAGGUGAUGUAAUUUUGUCUAUUAAUGGUCAUGAUAUGGAAAAAACGGAUCACAAAACACUCGUAAACUUCAUCAAAAACUGUGAUUCUAGAAUGCGGAUGGUUGUCUUAUUUGAAGAUUGUGUGCGUAAGGUUGAGCUCCACAUGCGGUAUAUUCAAGUUCAAAGAGCUCUCCGCAAUAAAAUGCUAGAACUAGAAAGAUUAUGUCUGAAAGAGCGUGAGUUGCUGGAAGGAAAGUGGAAAACACACAGUCUUCCUGCUAGAAAAAAGGCUUCCUCUUCCACCACCACCACCUCAUCUUUGCACCACCAAGCCAGUACAGGCACCGAGUACAGUUAUUGUCGACCAACAGUAUCUACAGAGGAUGUAGCAUCUAUGCAGCCCCAGGUAGUGCUGGCAUAUCAGUACAUGGAGCCUCAGUACAGAGCUUAUCUGCUCCAGGGAGGGCAGUCCAUUGCCUCUACAGUUGGUAGCACAAACAGUGCAGAUUAUCUGUUGAGCUGGAACAAUCAGCAGCAGCAGACUUCAUUGCCACAACCGCACCAACAUCAAAUUGUUGUAAAAUCAUGUCUGAAAGGUUGCCGUCAAACUAAUGGGGUGGGCUCUGUGCCAACUGAAGAACAGUUCACUCCUAACAGCCAACAACAUUCUGCCAAAGCUCAGCAUACCUCUCAGAAACAGAGGCAUCUCUGCAAUCCAUGUAUCAGACCAAACAACCAAGGUGAUAAUGGUAGUCUGGAUGCAUACGACCUUGCCAGUCCUUGUUGUGAUUCUCGCUGUGUUCCUACAAGGCGUAAGUCAUCUCAGAAGCAGUCCUCAGAAACAAAAGAAAAAGGCUCUAAGGAAAAUCGUCGAGGUAGUGGUCGGUCAAGCCAUCAGCAACAUCAUCAUCAACAACAUCAAUCGCAGCAGCAGCAGCAUCAUUAUCAGCAGCAGCCACAUCAUCAGAAUCACCAACAAGCACACUCUCAUCGUUACAUGAGCCUUGGCGGCACGUCAAAUGGGUCAUCGAACCCAGGAAACAGUAGUCACAACCAUGGACCGGGCUCUGGGCUUGUAAGCCAGUGCAGCUUACAUUCUUGCGCAUCCAAUUGGAGUGAGCAUGCAGCGACUGCAUCUAACGCUACAUCCCUGAGUACGGAUACCUUGUAUUGGGAUGAUUCAAUGCACUCAACUGUGACACAAACCCAACUACCACCGACAACAAAUCUAGAAACAUAUGCCACAACUUACCACAUUUACAACCCCGUGAAACCAAAAUCGUGGGAUAAUCUAACUACUAAGGGUAUUGGCGGUUACGGAUUUGGAUAUGGUUACCUUGAAACUACUAGUCACCGAAGUGGCUCUCAGAAGGGACACUCAAGCAGAGCCUACAGCACUAAAAUCCCACCUGGAGCUGCCUGCUUGCAAGAUUCCUGUGGACGCCAAUAUUAUAUUGUAACUGGACCUCUUGUCAGCAAAAGCAGCGCAGAGAAUCUCCUUUGUCGAACUGACUCAAGUCAUAGCUGUGAUUGUCUUGAUGCGUCAUCUUCCUCUUCGAACCACCGCUACUUCACUGCCGAUAAACCAACAAAGCAUCAUCACCAUCAUAAACAGGUCCACUAUGAAAUCCAUCCUAUCCCUCAACAACAGUCAAGUCAACAGCCUCAACAGAAUCAAGAAAAGCAACAACAAACCGCAGCACAAGUUCUACGUGAUAUGGCAAGUCAGACUGAUAGCAAAAGUGCUCAAGGAGAGGUGACUCGACUCUAAUUUACAAUUUAGAUGAUAAUUUUUGUAAGUUGACUAGAAGUUGCAUUUGAUACCAACCUAGUCUUCUAGUCUUCAGUAUGAGAACUUUUUUAACCUUAAAAACAUUUUAUUUCCUUUGUCAGUUUUAUGACUGUUGUAGCCAUCUUCAGAAUUUUAUAUAAAAAUACACGUGCCUUUAGUUAGAAACUAGUGUAACUGUAAGAUAUCAAACAAUAACAUCAACUUUUCUAGAGUUAUAGCGCUAUUAUCAAUUAAUUUUUUGUGUGUCUCUUUCAAGACUAAAUAUUCCUGGAACAUAUGCUUAAUAUUGGGGGUAAUUUAUAUCAACUUGACCUCCUCACGAAAAUCUGUGCCACAUAACUUGUUUUUAAUAUUAUGAGAUGCAAGUAGUUUCUCUCUCAAUUUUUUUUCUAAGGGACAUCGUUUUCUAAGGGGGUUGGGGGCGGUUUUCUAUGUUAUUAUUGAUGUAUUGAAGAAAGGAGAAAAAAUUCCUUAACUUCAAUUGUUGCUGCAUUUUAACAAUUUCUUUUCUGUUGUUUUGUUUCAAACCAUGAAUUAUUGUUACCAGUUACCAAACUUUGUGAACUAAUGGUGUGUGCAGCGGUGGCUGCUCUGGUUGCUAGGAAUAGAUACUUUAACUUGUAUUGCAUUUUUUGCGUUUUGAUUGAAAUGUGGUCAAAACGUGACUGUUCUUUGUGUUGUGUUUGUUUUAUUUUCAUUUUUGAAUACAAGUGUGUUUUGUAUAGUAUAUUAAGACUUCUUCCUAUGUUUUUGUGUUUGAUUAUUGUAUUUUUGUUUGCAAUCAAAUUUAUUGUAUGAACCUGUUAUGCCACACCUUGUUGUACCAUUAUUGUGUUGGAAUGUUUGUUUCUUGUAUCCCAAAGAAGCACUCUUAGUGCUAGGUCAAACACAGAAUCCAGCCGCUUUGUCUGAUCUUCGGAUUGGUGCUCAUUUUUGUUCCCUUUGAGUAAUGUAUUGUACACAUGUAAACGUUUUCUGAUUCCAAAUUUCCCUUCCAUAAUUGAAUCUCCAUAAAUUAUCUUCCAGAUCUUUUUUUUUCUUUAGAUUCUCCUUUUGACAAUUUUUAAGUUACCAUUUUUAAUGAGAUACAGUCUUGUUUAAUCUGCUCAUAGUUGAGUGAUUUAGUUUUAAAAAGUAUACAAAAUAACCAAAGAUUGUAAUUAAAAACGAUGCCAUUUA
Thrips palmi is the source of this 3458-nucleotide messenger RNA. RefSeq lists its product as uncharacterized. NCBI's taxonomy places the organism in Eukaryota, Metazoa, Arthropoda, Insecta, Thysanoptera, Thripidae. The record is from RefSeq and is a predicted model, not a curated record. Gene Ontology annotation, molecular function: protein binding. The transcript is spliced from 11 exons. Bases 171 to 2258 code for a protein of 695 amino acids.